GACAGGUUCAUGGUGAAUAUGUUAGAAUUAGAAUGUAGAAUAAUAAUUUUAAUGAUAAGUAUUAUUAAAGGAAGAACAAAUUUCAGUAAUGAUGAUUUACCUAUUUCAAGCCUCACUUUCGAUAUUCAGGAGUCAUCUUUACCAACUUUACCUGAUAAUCCACUGAAAGAGAGAUUGAGCUCCCACCUCACCUUUUUUACUCCACUAGAACAGAUACAGAUACACAAUAGAAUAUCACCAGAUGGAACACGCUGCUUGUUUAAGAACUCUGAGAUGAUACUAAACCAGCCAUCACCUUGCAGUCCAGAUGUUAAAAAGUUUAUAAAUGCUGAUGAGGACUUGAAGGGUAAAACAUGUAUCUGCACUAGAAAGGAGGAUGGAGGUAUGAGUAUUGUUGUGAAUGAGAAGAUUGUGACAGAAGAGUCAAAUAACUUUCAAAUCAAUGGUUCUCAAUGUGAUAUAGCAGGAAUAUUAAUACCCUUCAACGUUACAGUACCUUGCAGAAAGGAAUUUAAUAGAGUUUUAAAUUCCUCUGAGGAUGUUACAGAAAUGAACUGCACGUGUGCAAAGAAAGAGGACGGAGGUAUUCGUCUGACUGCCACAAAAUUAAUGAGAGGUCAAGAUGAUACAAAGGCGAAGGGAAAACUUUCCGAAGAUGGUGAAUACUGUGAGUUUGGUGAACUUGUGAUCAGGCUAAACCAGACUGUACCCUGCUCACCAGAAAUAUCAAGGUUUCUUAAUGAAACCAAGGACCAAAGUCUUAAGUUCUGUAAAUGCAUCAAAACACAAAACGGUGAUAUAAUUGUUACUGCGAAGGGAAAUAUGCAUUUGCAGAAACCUUUGAAAGACCUGAAACCAAGCGGACAAGGCAAGCUCUCAAAAGAAAUCAGUGUUGGUACAUCUCAAAAUGAGCCAGAAUUAAAAUCAGAUAAUGGAAAGGAUACAAUCGGCUCAAUGGCUACUGGAAUAUAUAAUUCAACAACUGCGAAUUCUACAAUGAGCCCUGAAACAACGACCAAGACAGAACAGAGUUUGGGUGAACUUUCGGAAGAUGGAACGGCGUGUGUGUUUGGAGAAAGAAGAAUAAAUCUAAAUGAAACAAUUCCUUGCUCUCGAGAUAUUACAAGUGUAUUUGAUGAGACAGAAGAUAUAUCCAAUGCACUUUGUACAUGCUAUAUAAGAGAGGAUGGAAAAGGAAUCAUUGUCGAAGCUAUCACUAAGGGGGAAAUGUCAGAUCAGGCUGAAUUGGAAGAGAAAAAGAAGGGAAAGCUGUCUGAAGAUAAAACUGCUUGUGUGUUUGGAGAAAUUCAGAUUAAAGUAGACGAGGCUGGACCUUGUAUUCCGGAAAUCAUGAGCUUGUUUGCUGAUGGACAGAUGAAUCAUUAUUCUAAUAUGAGUUGUAUUUGCUCAGCUAAACCUAAUGGAGACAUCAAUAUCUCAAUGACUGGAAUGAAGGAAGCAGUAACCAAAGAUCCAGACACAAAAGAUCCAUAUCAGUGAAGGACUUGAUAACGGAAAAUUGAAACAGAAGAAUUUUAAAAAAUGUGUUUUUGUAAAAUACGAUAUCUAUGUAUAUUCUUUUAUCAAAAUAUAUGUAUCAUGAUUAUAAUAUGAAA
Molecule: messenger RNA, 1616 nt
Organism: Eurytemora carolleeae
Lineage: Eukaryota; Metazoa; Arthropoda; Copepoda; Calanoida; Temoridae
Exons: 28
Coding region: 10-1500 (496 amino acids)
Source: RefSeq, a predicted model, not a curated record